Melitaea cinxia (Glanville fritillary) is the source of this 1886-nucleotide messenger RNA. RefSeq names its product NADPH-dependent diflavin oxidoreductase 1. The record is from RefSeq and is a predicted model, not a curated record. The transcript has 7 exons. Lineage: Eukaryota; Metazoa; Arthropoda; Insecta; Lepidoptera; Nymphalidae. Gene Ontology annotation, molecular function: NADPH-hemoprotein reductase activity; FMN binding; flavin adenine dinucleotide binding. Gene Ontology annotation, cellular component: cytosol. The coding region runs from base 73 to 1884 and encodes 603 amino acids.
UCAAUUGUCAUUGAACAGAUGUGCCGUUGAUAGCGUAAAAACUUUUACAUUUUAUUUAUUUUUUGAUAUAGAAUGAUUGACAAGGGAAGGCUUAUUGUUUUAUAUGGUAGCCAAACUUUUACCGCACAAGAAGCUGCUGAGCGAAUAUGGCGUACGACGAAGAUAUUGGACUUCAAAGGACCCGUACAAGCGAUGGAUGAUUAUCCAAUUUCUCGUUUAAUUCAUGAGGAGUUCGCUUUAUUUAUUUGCGCUACUACCGGUCAGGGAGAUGAACCGGACAAUAUGAGGAAGUUCUGGAAGUUUCUUUUGCGGAAAAGCCUGCCUUCUAAUUCUUUAGUGAACCUUAACUUCGGCGUGAUCGGUUUCGGUGAUUCGAAAUAUUCUAAAUUUAAUUUCGUAGCGAAGAAGCUUCACAAAAGGCUGAUACAGCUUGGUGCUAAACCUUUGCUUGAUUUAGCUCUAUGUGACUAUCAACACGACUUAGGACACGAUGCGGUGAUGAUACCGUGGCUUAAAGAAUUCUUUACAAAAAUGAAAAUGUAUGUUCCAAACCUGAACACCGAUACUCUUGAAAACUCUUUUGUACCGAGAUGGAAAGUAUCAAUACUGAAAAGUACAGAAAGCCUCAACAGCUCACAUUUAAAUGAGGAUAUUUACUAUGCAAAAGGAUAUAAAGAUACUUGCUUAAAUGCUACAUGUUUUGAAUUAGAAAAAAAUAUUAGGACUACAGAUGAAACACAUUUUCAGGACGUAAGAUUAAUAACUUUCAAAACAAUAGGGGAUGAUAAAAUCGACUACAAACCAGGGGAUGUUUUUAAUAUUAGACCAAGAAAUAGUAAGGAAGAUAUAGAUGACCUCUUUGAUAUAUUCAAUACUCACAACAUCGAUGUAAAACCUCAUUACCGCCUCUUAGUUGAAGAAUAUCAUGAUGAUAUGCCAGUUCCAGAUUUCCUAAAACAACCGUUAACUUUAUACGAAAUAGCAGAACAAUAUUGGGAUCUUAAAGCGUAUCCAACGCAAUAUGUGUUCUCUCUUCUGGCAAGUAUAUCAGAAGAUAAAUUAGAAAGAGACAAAUGUAUAGAACUCAGUUCCGCUGAGGGGCAGGAGGAGUGGUUGAAUUACUGCAGGCGACCGAAAAGGACUAUACUUGAAGUACUCAACGAUUUCCACAAAUCAGCUUCAAAACUAACAAUAGAAAUAAUAUUCGAACUGUUCUCAACGAUAAAACCACGAGCGUUCUCUAUAGCCAACAGUUGCCUGCUAUCGAAAGGCAAAGAAAUCGAAGUUCUGGUAGCCGUUGUCAAAUAUUAUACUAAAUUGAAGAAAGAAAGGUUGGGCUUAGCGUCAAAUUGGUUGAAAAAUCUCAAUGUUGGAGAUAAAGUGUAUGCUUGGAUUAAAAAGGGGACCUUCAACUUUCCAAAGGAUAUGAAUAUUCCCCACAUAUUAAUAGGCCCGGGCACAGGUCUAGCUCCGUUUCGAAGUUUAUUACAAGAGAGGGUAGUUGAAGGCACAGCUGACAAACACACAAUACACCUCUUCUUCGGCUGUCGGUACAAAAAUAAAGAUUUUCACUGCAAAGAUGAAUUAGAAAAGAUGGUGGAAAAAGAUCAACUGACACUGUAUUGUGCAUUUUCAAGAGAUCAAGAAAAUAAAAUAUACGUUCAACACAAAAUAGCUGAACAUAGAAAAGUUUUAUGGCAACUCAUAAACGAAAUGGGAGCUUACAUUUUUCUAUCUGGCAACGCUAAGAACAUGCCUGAUAAUGUUAAAGAGGCGUUUGUGGAGCACGUCUUUAAUAAGACUGGCAACAUUGAAAUAGAAAAGGCUAAGGAAAUGAUGAGGAGUAUGGAAAAAAAUUAUAGACUACAAGAUGAGACUUGGUGAUA